Messenger RNA from Molossus molossus (Pallas's mastiff bat), 1143 nucleotides. It is a transcript of the gene GTF2F2, whose product is annotated as general transcription factor IIF subunit 2. The transcript has 9 exons. Gene Ontology annotation, biological process: transcription by RNA polymerase II; transcription initiation at RNA polymerase II promoter. The record is from RefSeq and is a predicted model, not a curated record. Gene Ontology annotation, cellular component: transcription factor TFIIF complex. Lineage: Eukaryota; Metazoa; Chordata; Mammalia; Chiroptera; Molossidae. Bases 133 to 882 code for a protein of 249 amino acids.
CAGCUUCCUGGCAGGUGGGCGGCGGCACCUCGCGGUCGGCCUCCCCCCGGCUUGCUCUGUGCUCGGGACGCUCGCCCCGCUGCGCCCAGCUCCCGGAGCCGCUGCUGGCCGCACGCCCGGCCGGCGCAGACCAUGGCCGAGCGCGGGGACCUGGACCUGACCGGCGCCAAGCAGAACACCGGCGUGUGGCUGGUCAAGGUUCCUAAAUAUUUGUCACAGCAAUGGGCUAAAGCCUCUGGAAGGGGUGAAGUCGGGAAGCUGCGGAUUGCCAAGAAUCAAGGAAGGACUGAGGUGUCAUUUACUUUGAAUGAGGAUCUUGCAAAUAUUCAUGAUAUUGGUGGGAAACCAGCUUCAGUCAGCGCUCCUAGAGAACAUCCAUUUGUCUUGCAAAGUGUUGGAGGACAAACAUUAACAGUAUUUACUGAGAGCUCAUCAGAUAAGCUUUCAUUGGAAGGAAUAGUGGUACAAAGAGCUGAAUGCCGACCUGCUGCAAGUGAAAACUACAUGAGAUUAAAGAGAUUGCAAAUAGAAGAAUCUUCUAAACCUGUAAGGCUAUCACAACAACUAGACAAAGUUGUGACAACCAAUUACAAACCUGUUGCCAAUCAUCAAUACAAUAUUGAAUAUGAAAGGAAAAAGAAAGAAGAUGGAAAACGUGCUCGAGCUGAUAAACAAUAUGUAUUAGACAUGCUAUUUUCGGCUUUUGAGAAACAUCAGUAUUAUAAUGUUAAGGACUUGGUAGAUAUCACAAAGCAGCCUGUGGUGUACCUGAAGGAAAUCUUAAAAGAAAUUGGUAUUCAGAAUGUAAAAGGGAUCCACAAAAACACAUGGGAGCUGAAGCCAGAGUAUAGACAUUAUCAAGGAGAAGAAAAGAGUGAUUAAGAAGAGUCUAAGCCAACAUGCUAACAGAACAACUAAAGGGAGAUGUGUUAGGCAUACGGCAAUGAUACUUGAACUUGAGCACCAUCUGUUAUAGGGGUAAAAUGACUGAUACUUUAAUUUGUCUAGGGCUCUGGUGCAGGAACCAGUCUCAUUUCCCCAUCGCCUUCCGGUCCCGAAGUAUGUGAGGCUCAGUGUCUAGAAGCAGAUGGAUAAUGGUGUGACAAAUCUGUAUAGAACUGAGAAUUCUGGAUGCCUGUCAUG